AUGGCUUCCAACUUUGCAUUCUGUUAUCUUCUUCUACUUCUCUCUUCAACUCUCUUCAUAACCAUUCGAGCCGCCCGACCCUACGAACAACCAAACCUACCCAAACCAUCAGGAGGAAUCAGCGUUGAUUUGGUAUCAAGCGUGCUCUCUGACAAAGGGUAUCACGCCAUGUCACUAACCCUAGAAGCCGUUCUUGAGGCUUUGACGCCAACCCAUUUCAUAAACCACAACACCACUCUUACCCUCUUUUGCCCUCAAGACCAAGCUUUCUUGAACUCCAAGUAUCCUCGGCCUCCAUUGACACUCCUCAAGUACCAUGUUGUGCCAUUCAAGAUCGACAAAGAUACCAUGGAGGCAACUUUUCAUCAUGGUUCCAUGGUUGACACUCUUCUGCCUGGUCAUCCUCUCGUUGUUACUUCCGCACCUGGCACCGGCAGAUACGCUUCUCUUAACCUAGUAAAAGUCACUGAAUGGGAUCUUUACAAUAAUGGACGACUGAUUAUUCAUGGGGUUGAAGACUUCUUCGACCCGGCUUUCCAAAUACUGAGAUAUCCAAUAUACGACGUGAUUAACAUUCAAGAAAAUCCUCGAGAAGGAUUUUCUAUGCUGAAAGAUGCACUAGAGAUUAUUAGCUUGUUUAUCUUGCUAGCACUGGUGGCUGCUUUCACUUAUGUACUAAUUCGUUCAUUUAUUUUUCCUCAGAAGCCAAGGGAUGGAGAAUAUGCACUUUUGUAUUAA
This is a messenger RNA of Prunus armeniaca (apricot), 738 nucleotides long. The record is from the annotation of a GenBank genome assembly. NCBI's taxonomy places the organism in Eukaryota, Viridiplantae, Streptophyta, Magnoliopsida, Rosales, Rosaceae.